This is a messenger RNA of Vombatus ursinus (common wombat), 1602 nucleotides long. It is a transcript of the gene NHERF4, whose product is annotated as PDZ domain containing 3. Gene Ontology annotation, cellular component: apical plasma membrane. The record is from RefSeq and is a predicted model, not a curated record. NCBI's taxonomy places the organism in Eukaryota, Metazoa, Chordata, Mammalia, Diprotodontia, Vombatidae. Gene Ontology annotation, biological process: protein localization to plasma membrane. Bases 1 to 1557 code for a protein of 518 amino acids. Gene Ontology annotation, molecular function: signaling receptor binding; protein-membrane adaptor activity. The transcript is spliced from 11 exons.
AUGGAAGCAGCAACAGAUCUCCAGGACACAGCCACAUUAAAUCUGAAGUUUAAAUUUAACCCAAAGCUGGGGAUUGAUAAUCCUGCACUCUCAUUAGCUGAUGACCAUGACCACCUUGAUUCCUGGGGCCUUCAGCGCCCCCGUUUCUGUCUGUUGAGCAAGGAGGUGGGGGGGACAUUUGGCUUCUGCCUGCAUGAGGAGCUGGGCCAGACUGGGCACAUAGUCCGAAAAGUGGAACCAGGCACUUCUGCUCAGCGCCAAGGACUUCAGGAUGGAGACCGGAUCCUGGGGGUCAAUGGGGACAUUGUGGAGCAUGAGGACUACUAUGGGGUGAUCCGGCGAAUCCGGGCUAGCGGUCCCCGGGUGCUGCUGAUAGUGUUGGCAGGGAACAUGGAGGAGGUUGCUCGUGCUCAUCGGACUGAUGGUGCCCGUCUCUGUCCUGUCCUGGAUUCUGGUGUCCGACCUCGGCUGUGCCAUGUGGCGAAAGAUGAGGGUGGCUUUGGCUUUAGUAUCACCCACGGAAAAAGGGGCUUUUUCUGGUUGACUUUGAGCUGUGGAGGAGCAGCAGAACGGGCCGGGAUCCCCCCGGGGGCUCGGUUGCUGGAAGUCAAUGGGAUCAGUGUGGAGAAUUUCUCACAUAGUCAGCUCAGCAGAAAGCUUCGGCAGAGUGGGGACCAGGUAGCCCUCCUGGUGGCAGGGCCAGAAGUGGAAGAACAGUGUCGUCAGCUGGGCUUACCCCUGGCUGCCCCCUUGGCUGAGGGCUGGGCACUGCCUGCCCGGCCACGCCAGCUGCAUAUAGAAAAAGGACCCAAGGGCUUUGGAUUUUUGCUUCGAGAGGAGAAAGGCCCCAAUGGCCAGCUUGGGCAGUUCCUAUGGGAGGUGGACCCAGGGCUGCCAGCAGACCAAGCUGGGAUGCGGGCUGGGGAUAGACUGGUUGCUGUGGCUGGGGACAGUGUGGAGGGACUGGACCAUGAGGAGGCUGUGACGAGGAUCAGGGCCCAGGGAUGUCAUCUCUCCCUGAUCGUUGUGGACCCAGAUGCUGACAGCUUCUACAGCAUGGUCCGCUUAUCUCCUCUCCUCUUCUUGGAAGAUGCUAGUCCCCAAGCAGAUGAUCUGGCUUCUUCCCAGAAGCUUCCUUUAGUAACUGAGGAGGAGGAUCAAGCAUCCUCGGCAACAGAUCUGGCUUCACCGCUUGAAGUUUCUACCUCCCUUGAUCGUCCUGCCCUACCUAGCUUCCGUCAAUGCCUUCUGAGCCCAGGGCCUAAUGGUGGUUAUGGUUUCCGACUCAGUUGUAGGGCUGACAAGGCUGAUAUCAUCAUUUCCCAGGUGACCCCAGGGGGCUCAGCUUUCCAAGCAGGACUUUGUAUGGGGGAUGUGAUUCUGGAGUUGAAUGGACAAUCUGUGAGCAGGGAGAAUGUUCUUGAAGUCAUGCAGCAGCUGAGUGAUGCUAAGCCACCCCUUCACCUGAGGCUGGCAGCCCAGGGAAGACGAGGCAUUGAGACCUGCAGCUCUUUAGAACCAGGAAAGGACUGGAGUCUUCCUUCUGAGAGGCUAUAGAAUAUCUUAUCUGGUGUGGAUCCGCCUGUUUUUACUUUGUCUACU